Molecule: messenger RNA, 1391 nt
Organism: Hydra vulgaris (swiftwater hydra)
Lineage: Eukaryota; Metazoa; Cnidaria; Hydrozoa; Anthoathecata; Hydridae
Product: actin-related protein 6
Cellular component (GO): Swr1 complex
Molecular function (GO): nucleosome binding
Source: RefSeq, a predicted model, not a curated record
UCCAUAUUUCUUUUUAUUACAAUAACAGUUUAUACAAAGUUCAUAUCUCUUAUUAUAACAAUGUUUAAAUAUAAUAAAAUAUAAAUCGAAAAAUGGCAACUUACACUACUGUUCUUGAUCUUGGAGCAUACAACAACAAAUUAGGAAAUGUACAAGAUUAUGAACCAAGGAUAAUACCAAACUAUAUUUCAAAAGCGAAGAAUGAAAGAAGAAAAAUUUUCUUUGGGGACCAAUUAUAUGAGUGCAAAGAUUUUUCUGGUUUAUUUUAUGUUUUGCCAUUUCAAAAGGGUUAUUUGGUAAAUUGGGAUGUCCAACGUCAGUUAUUUGACUAUAUGUUUAAUAAAGAUUUUUUAAAGGUAGAGGUUUCAGAUUCGAACUUGAUUAUUACAGAACCACAAUUUAAUUUUACCUCUAUCAAGGAAUGUCUUGAAGAAAUAUUAUUUGAAGAAUACAAGUUUAAUUCAAUAUGUCGAAUAACAACUGCUCAGUUAUCAAGUUGGCAACAAAAAAAAGAUAAAACAGAAAAUCAUAUGUGCUGUUUAGUUGUAGAUUCUGGAUUCUCAUUCACUCAUAUAGUUCCAGUAUAUAAAGGACAAGUACUAAAGAAAGGAGUAAGGAGGAUAGACGUCGGGGGAAAGUUGUUAACUAAUCAUCUAAAAGAAAUAAUAUCAUAUAGACAGCUGCAUGUAUUAGACGAAACAUUUGUGAUGAACCAGGUUAAAGAAGAUUGUUGCUAUGUUACCAAUCAAUUUCUUGAAGAUUUAAUUAUUACAAAAAAAAAGAAAAAAGAAAAUACUAUUGCACAAGACUAUGUGCUUCCUGAUUAUACCGAUGUAAAACGUGGCUUCAUUCGAUCACAAGAAGACAUGUGGACCAAGUACACUGGCACUUCACAGUUGCUACGGAUGAAUAAUGAAAGGUUCACUGUUCCUGAGUUGCUUUUUAGGCCAAGUGAUUUAGGGAUUCAACAAAUGGGAAUACCAGAAGCAAUUGUAGAUGCAAUAGAAUCUCUUCCUCUUCCAAUGCAUCCUCACUUUUAUGCAAAUGUUGUAUUGACUGGUGGAAAUACCCUGUUGCCUGGUUUUCAAAAUCGAGUUUACACAGAUUUGCGAUCAAUGGCUCCAAUCGAAUUUGAAGUUGAUGUACAUCUACCUAAAAAUCCUGUUACUUACGCGUGGCAUGGUGGUACAGUAUUAUCUGCGGAAGAAGAUUUUGUUCAAAAAUAUUGCGUCACGAAACAAGAAUACGAAGAAAGUGGUAGAUCAAUAUGUAACAAAAAGUUUGAUUCAGAGGUUUAUAUAGCUUUAUAAGUUGAUCUUAUAAAAGGAAUCGCUUGAUUUAACAUGUAUACAUAUACAUAACAUGUAUGGAUAAGAUAGUAUAUGAAUAAA